Chlamydomonas reinhardtii is the source of this 1504-nucleotide messenger RNA. RefSeq lists its product as uncharacterized. The transcript is spliced from 8 exons. Lineage: Eukaryota; Viridiplantae; Chlorophyta; Chlorophyceae; Chlamydomonadales; Chlamydomonadaceae. The coding region runs from base 32 to 1015 and encodes 327 amino acids. The record is from RefSeq and is a predicted model, not a curated record. Gene Ontology annotation, molecular function: oxidoreductase activity.
ACAACAAAGUACAGAGCACCUAGGACCCACCAUGCUACGGGUUGGCGCCAACCAUUCGGGCCAGGGCUGCGGAGCGCGCAACACGAGGGCCGCACACCGCACCCGCGUAGCCGUUGUUGUCCUCGCCGACUCGCGGCCAGCAGUGCUCAUUACAGGAGCUUCUACAGGCAUAGGCAAAACUGCUGCGCUUCACCUCGCAAAGAAGAACUGGCAAGUGUUUGCGGGCGUGCGGAAAGAGAUUGAUGGAGCCGCGUUGGUCGCCGAGUCCAACGGAAACAUCGAGCCAGUCAUCCUUGACGUGGUAGACAACACGAGUGUGCAAGCGGCGGUCGCGCUAGUGCAGGACCGGCUAGCACCGAGCGGCAGGAACUUGUCGGGGCUUGUGAACAAUGCAGGCAAGGGCGUGUUCAUGCCGCUAGAGCUGAUUGACAUCGACGUGUUUGAUGACGUGAUGCAGGUGAACGUGUCCGGAGUGGUCCGCACCACGAAAGCGGCGUUGCCGCUCCUGCGCAAGUCUCGGCCGGACCAGGCUCCGGGCCGCAUCGUGAACAUCGGCUCCUACGCCGGCUCCAUCUCGCUGCCACUGUUCGGAGCCUACAGCGCCAGCAAGUUCGCGCUGGAGGCCCUCAGCGACACCAUGAGGUAUGAGCUGGGGCCCAAGUGGGGCAUCCAGAUCAGCCUGAUCAAGGCCAGUGGUGUCAAGACCCCCAUUUGGGACAAGAGCAUCGGCAGCAGCAACAGCUACCUGGACCAGGUGGAGCCGAGCCGCCUGGCGCCGUACAAGGGCAUGUGUGAGGAGAUCAUGGAGAUUGCCCGCCGCGGCGAGGAGACCGGCAUUACCUCGGAGGAGGUGGCGGCCACAAUUGAGGAGGCGCUGACGGCGCCGCGCCCGCGCAGCCGCUACCUGAUCGGAAACGGCGCAGAGCUGCAAAUGACGGCGCGGCGACUGCUGCCCGACUGGAUCUGGGACAAGCUGCUCCUCAACAACCUGCGGAAGGUUGUGGAGCCGCUGUAGUGAUAAUGAUGAUAAUAACACAGUUGGAGCGUGUUCAGCUGUGAUUUUGCUGGGGGACAGUUGGGAGUAGGUGGCAUCGGCGGGGUCCGGCGUGCGAGGCGUGUCAGGGCGUUCCGUCAGGGCGUGUCGGCGGUUGUCCUGGUUGGUGCGUGCUUGGUAUGUCUGUAUGAUUUGGCGGCCGUGAAUCCGUGAUCACUGAGGUUGUGUAGUAAGGAUAUAUGUUGUGCAGGGGUCGUACUUAGCAGUCUAGCACCGCCAGAGUGAACAUGGAGGGGGAGUUGAACUCACUUUGACUACUCUCUGACUUACCCGUACCUCUGAGAUUCUGACUGACGUCUGAAUCAUGAAGUGAACUGUGCAUGUACUAUUUUACAGCGCACCUUGGGUGGGGCUUGCUUCGUUUAGUUAACUUGUGCAGCAGGGCUGCAGUAUCCUGAGACGCUAUGAAUGGCGCGGCUGUCAACACACACGAACUCAGACCGACUUACC